Molecule: messenger RNA, 1179 nt
Organism: Caenorhabditis remanei
Lineage: Eukaryota; Metazoa; Nematoda; Chromadorea; Rhabditida; Rhabditidae
Exons: 5
Coding region: 1-1179 (392 amino acids)
Biological process (GO): nuclear envelope organization
Cellular component (GO): nuclear envelope; meiotic nuclear membrane microtubule tethering complex
Molecular function (GO): protein-membrane adaptor activity
Source: RefSeq, a predicted model, not a curated record
AUGACGUCAACUCAUUCGGAACCUGGAUUACAGAGACAGAAAUCAGUAGAAACACAGAGAAACACAAAAAUAAGGUAUGAAUGGAUUAAACAACGAGUUCGACGUCAUAUGAUUCUGGAAUUGUUCGUUUUAAUCUGUAUUGUGCUGGUUAUAUCAAAAUUACACCAAAGUUUAUCACAAAAUGAAAGAAAUCAUGAAUUCAUAUCAAAUAUUCAAUCGGAAUUGAAAACCUUCAAGUUAGAUAUUGAAUCCAAAAUACAAUCCAACAGAGAGGAUGAGAAAUAUGAUGAAGAAGUAAUUGAAGAUUUUGAAAGUUCUUCAGCUGGAAAAAUAAAUAAAUUGAAGAAAAUUCCGGAACAUCCAUUCAGGGAUCAGAAGAAUUCAUUGAGGGAGUUUCCAGGAAACCAAAUGAAUGCAGCAAGUCUUAUUCUCGGAGCAACAGUUGAUUCGAGUCGAUCAUCCAGUUCAGACAAUAAUCCAUUUUUUGGAAGAGAUCAAAGUGGUUAUGUAUUGAUUGAUAGAUUUGAUCCACCAUCAGAUAAAGCAUGGUGUUCAAAUGAGGAGAAUCCAAUUCUGACUAUUGAUUUGGCAAAGUAUAUCAGACCAAUUUCAGUGUCUUAUCAACAUUCGAAAUGGUCUGGAAUUGUUCCAGAUGGUGCACCGAGGAGAUAUGAUGUAUUUGCCUGUCUCGAUUACUACUGUAACAAUCUAGAACCACUUGUCUCAAAUUGUGAAUAUAGAGCAACUAGAGACAACGAACAAGAACAAUUCUGCUCAAUUCCAUUCAAUAAAAAUCAUUCUUCAAUUGGAAAAAUUCAAUUUCAUUUCCGUCAAAACCAUGGAAAUGUCGUGAAAACUUGUGCUCAUACAAUUCGAGUGCAAGGGGAAGCCAAAAAAAUCAUAACACUGGCACCCAAGACGCCGAAAGAAGCUGAAACAUGUAGAGAGCUCACUUAUGAUUUUCGCCACAAUUCAUUCACUUACCACAUGCUCGAUUACAAAAGUUGUGAAGUGCUCUACUUGAAUGAAUGUUGUGAAGACUGUCCGGAAUGUUGCAAUGAAUGUUUUAUCAAAGAUAUGAACUCUGAAAUACUGAGUCAAUGUGCACUCGGGGUUCUGUGUGCUCUAGCUCUAUUUUCUGUUUUCGCUAUCGUCGUUCUUUUAUGUUUCGCUCUGUAG